AUGCCUCUGAAACGAACAGAAACACCUGUAUUAACUGUGCUUCCGGAAAGCGUGCCGAAGAUCUUUGAACAGGCACAAGUAUCCACCGCCAACCAUCAGAAGAACUUUGUUGCCUUGAACAAACUCCAUAGCGCAGCAGCAGCAGUUACUGCUCCGUUACAAAAUGGGAUCGAUGUACAGCUCACAGGGGAGAAAGCUUUCGAGGAUCUGUUCAUCGAUAUGGUUAUACGUGUGCUACCUUUGAAGAAGGGUGCGAGUGUUGUUGAUCGGAUCGUCAAGUUCGUGGCUGGUUAUGUCAAGUUCAUCAGCGAAAAGGAGAAACAAGCGGCUGAGAAUGGUGAAGAUGGAGACGAGACUCCAACUUCACGUUUCGUGACCCGGCUUGUUAAAUAUUUACUCAAGGGUUUUGAGGCCAAAGAUAAGAACGUUCGAUUCCGUGUCCUCCAAAUUGUGGCAGAGAUCGUCUCAGGCUUGACAGAGAUAGACGACGAAAUGCUCAAACUUCUUCGUCCCGCUCUUGUGGAUCGUGCCCACGACAAAGAGACAGCCGUUCGCACACAAGCGAUAAUUGCUCUUGCAAAUCUUAUCGAUACAAACAAGGAUGAUGACAAUCAGGAAGAAAUUAUAGAAGUUUUAUUGGAUUCACUUGCUCAUGACCCAGCAUCAGAAGUUCGAAAAGCAGCUCUACAGCGACUUCCUCUCACAUCAACUACCUUACCAGUUAUCAUCAAGCGCUCUCGCGACAUCGACUCCAAUAUCCGAAGACUUGUUUACAGCCCCGUACUUGAGCAACUCGAGAGCCCAAAGCAGCUUACCAUUUCGCAACGCGAACUUCUCGUACUGGCAGGUUUGAAGGACCGCGAACCCACUGUCUGCUCAGCAGCAGCAAAACUCGUUGGAACCUGGGCUGAUCUAGUACCAGAUGUUGUAUCCUUCGUCCAACUUUUCGAUUUCGAGCUAUCGGUGGAGACAAGCGAUGAUAACCCAGCGCGAGAAGCGCUCAUGGUGUUGUUCAGAACGCGUAAAGACAUUCUCGACAACCUCGAUUUCGGCGAAGCGUAUUGGCAGGACCUUACCCCAGCAAAAGCGUUCUUAGCGCGCGUAUUCGCCGACUGUUGCAUCAAAGCUGGAGACGAUGCACGAAUUGAAGCGAACAUGCCUGUUAUGACUGCUCUUGCAUUCAAAAUUCAGGAGCUUUACAACGCACUAAUGAAUCGUGCAGAGAGUGAACAGGAGGACAAGGUCUUUGGUACGCACCAUGAUUCUGAGGAGGACAGUACGAGACAAGCGGAGGUGACCCGAAAGCAGUUUGUGAUUGGUGAAUUGAUGAAAUUGUCGCUGAAUUUGGAUUAUGCGGAUGAGAUUGGACGAAGGAAGAUGUUUGCGCUAGUUCGGUACAUGAUUUCACAAGAUACACUUCCCGACAGCCUCGUGCCUCUAAGCCUCGACAUCCUACGAAAGUUAUCUUCCGAUGAACAUGAUCUGAUCCGUAUAGUGGUUGAGGUUAUCCAUGACUUAAGAGAUACUGAGGUGGAUGACGAUGACCUUAGUCGAGAUCGAAGCAUGAGCGUCGACGAGACACCCAUGCCGGCACGAACGCCUGGACGUCCACGUAAGCCACCUGCGGAGAUGACGCCAGAAGAACGUGAACGUGCAGAUGUCAUUGACUUGCGCUGCCUUGUGCUUUGUAUUGGGAUGUUGGAGCGCGUUAACAGCUCGUUCGAAAGAAACUCGACUCUUGAGGGUAUACUCGGCGAGCUGAUCUUACCAGCUGUCAAGCGAAAGGAAUUACUGCUUAGAGAAAGGGGGUUUGUGUGUCUUGGGUUAUGUUGUCUCAUAGCUCGCGGCAUGGCAUUAAACUCCUUCCCGCUCUUCCUUCAACAAGUUCAACCAUCCCCGGAACCGUUGAAACUUCGCAUAUUGCAGAUUGUGUUUGAUAUUUUGAUGGUGUAUGAGGGUGAUUUCCUUAGGAAUACUAGUAUUGGGGGUGAUCGAGUUGUGGAGUUCCUUAUGAGACUUUUUGAGAGUACGGAAUCAUAUGCUGUACAAGCGUUGUUGUGUAAGGGGCUUGCGAAGCUAAUGAUGUCUGGGAUGGUUACGGACGAAAAGGUGUUACAAAGCCUGAUACUUGCAUACUUGUCUCCGGACACAGUGGACAACCAGGACGUACGACAAUGUUUGUCGUAUUUCUUCCCAGCCUAUUGUUAUUCUUCGUCGCCGAAUCAACGACGGAUGCAGAAGAUUUUCUUGUCAACGUUCGCAGAACUCUCGCAGAUGCAUCGUGAUCUUGAUGAGGAUGAGGAAAUGGUUAGCCCGUUACAGGCUGCUUCGUUGCUUGUUGAUUGGAUGGACCCUCAGAAAGCUUUGGAAGUGGAUGGUCGGCAAACAGACUGGCAUGUUCAUUACGACUUGGCUACAGACAUUGUGAAGGUUCUCUGCAGCAAAGACUUCAAACGGGAUGACAGGAAGGUCCUGUGCCAACUUCUCGGCAAGCUGUAUCUUCCAGAUGAAGUUGAUGAUGACAAGAUCCGAACGCUCAAGCUCCUCAUAAGCAACAUUCGCUCUCGUCGACCACCAAAAGAUGCCACAAGUAGCAACGCCCUCUCUCGUUUCGAAAAAGCGAUUUCAAGUAAAUACGAAACUCAGCUUGCGAGCUUUAACGAAGAAGAGUAUAAGCAGCUUGAAGAGCUGAAAGAGUUGUUUGAGUUUUUGGAUGAUAUUAUACCGGAGGAGGAGGAGGAAGAGGAGAAGCCGAAACGUGGGGCUAGGAAACGGCGCUCUGAGAGUAUCGUUUCGACUACUACUGACGGUGCGGACGAGGAUGAUUACAGAGGUACUUCGGAGCCGAAACCGGCGAGUAAAGGGAGAGGGAAAGCUAAGAAACGACGAGUCUCUAACUCUGACGCAGAGACUUCUGAUGCUGGGACUCCUGUUGGACCUACGCGGACGUUGCCGAAGAGAGCUGCGAGGAAGGCGCCUCUUGUGGUUGAGCCGCUUCCAGAUAGCGAAGAGGAAGAGCUCGAGUCGUCCGUGCCUCCGGGAAGUGAUACAGAGACGGAAGGGGCGACACCUGCGCCGGAGCCUACGCCGAAGUCGAAAUCUAGAGGAUCGUUCUUGAGAAGACGCUCACUACAUGCGUCUCUUAAUCUUAAUGUUAACGAUGAUGAUGACUUACCGGACGAGCCAACUGUAGAGUUUGAUUCGAUUAUGGACACGACUGUUGAGGCGAGGGAUGCGGAGGAUGAUGAUGAUGAGGUGGAUAAUUUGCUUGAUGGGCUUUAAUCUAUCUUCUCUUUUUCGUAGGUUUUGAUUAGGAUAUGCUUUUGGUUGAGCACAGAAGAUUAUUUGUAUACACAUUUGUAGAUGUAUCGGAGUUUGUG
Messenger RNA from Fomitiporia mediterranea MF3/22, 3380 nucleotides. RefSeq lists its product as uncharacterized. The transcript is spliced from 17 exons. Gene Ontology annotation, cellular component: condensed chromosome; condensin complex. The record is from RefSeq and is a predicted model, not a curated record. Lineage: Eukaryota; Fungi; Basidiomycota; Agaricomycetes; Hymenochaetales; Hymenochaetaceae. Bases 1 to 3282 code for a protein of 1093 amino acids. Gene Ontology annotation, biological process: mitotic chromosome condensation.